UAAAAACCAGUCAGAUAUUAUGUUUGCCAUCAUUUUAAUACAAGAUUUUUUUAACAGUGUAGGGCCAUCUAGCCAGAUCACACCCCCUUCAUGCUGGAGUGCUGGUAUUCAUUCAUUCAACAUUUGAGUGCCUUGCCAUGUGCUAGAAACUGUGCUAAGCACUGGGGAUAAAAAGAUUUAAAAACCUGAAACAGUUCCUGCUCUAUAGGAGUUUUCUCAUGGCCAGCAAAGGAGGGAAGAAGAUAAGGGACAAAUAAACAGAUAAAUGAGACCAAAAUAUGCAAAAAGUAAAUACAGUGUAAUUUCCAAGGAGGUAGGGAGGGCAUUGGCAACUGUGGAGAAAGGAAGGCUGGAAUGUAUUGCGACCAGAAGAGGGGAAAGUGUUACUUGGUGGCCACCCUUCUGGUGAUAAUAUCUCUGAGCUUGGUUAGGUUGGUCCUUGAGACCAGGACUUUCAUUUUCUGUCUCUGUACCCCCAGCGCCUAGCACAGUGCCUUGUUUGUAGUGGGAAUGGAAUAUGUGCUUGUUGGUUGUGCCAUCUGUCUUUAAGGCCUCUCAGCAAUCCUUGGUAGUAAGGUGGUAAGGUAAGCAGCAAGGUUAUUCUCAUUUUACGGAACCUCAGGGUGGUUAAGUGACUUGCUGUGGUCACAUAGCUAAAUUUGCAUUGAAGAAUCAAGAUUCCAAAAGGGGAAGUGGUCAUCUAUCAGAGCCUGGGUUUGAAUUCAGGUCUCUUGACUUUGUAACCAAUGAGUUUUCUCAUUACACCAUGCUCUUGUACCGAUUAAGUACAAGGUGUGAUCAGAGACUGCACUAGGCAGUGAAGAAGAAAACAAAUAGUCUAAAUUACUGCACUAACAUCCCAACUGGUCCCCUUCCAGGCUCUCUUCUCCAGUCCACCAGGCUCAGGCUGCCAGAACUAUCUUCCUAAAGCACUGGCAUGAGUGUGUUGUUUUCAAAAACCUUAUGUGUUCACCCUUUGCCAACAGCAGUGGUUCUCAAAGUCUUUUAGUUGCAGCCUGCUAUAUUGAAAAGAGCAUUGGAUUGAGGUUUUUUUUUUUUUAGUCCUGGAUUCAAAUUCUAACUCUGCCAUUUCAUAGCUGUGUAAAGAUUGGUUGAAGGAAUGGAGGAUGUUGAACUUACAGAAAAGACUUUACUGUGAUCAACUCAAUUUAUUCUUUUUGAUCCUAGAGGAUAGAACUAGGAACAGUUGGGUGAAAUUUGCAAAUCGGUAAAUUUAGGCUUGAUGUUAAAGGAAAAACUUUCUAAAAAUGAGAGCUAUCCAAAAGUGAAAUGAGCUCCCUGGAGGAAAGCAAUGGGUUAGACCUUUAUUUAAGGUCUUUAAGAAAAGGCUUCCCAGGGAUGUUGUCGACAGGAUUCUUCUUCAGAUAAGGAUUGGGUUACUUGGCCACUGAGGUCCCUCCCAACUCUGAAAAAAAAAUCAGUGGCAUCAUCAGACUUUCAUCACCUACCUCACAGGGCUGUUGUGAGCAAAGCACUUGUCAAAACCUUAACAGACUGGAGAAAUAAUAAUGUUGGUGAUUCACAGCCUUAAGAAGUCAGUUUAAGUAACUGCUCCUAUGGGGGAGGAGGAAGGAAGGUUCCUCUUAACUGCUCACAAUUAAUAGCGAACAAUAAUGUCGUGGCCACAGUAUAAUUAAGGUAUGAACUGUGGUGCUUAUGGCUUCUUGUUUUCUAUGGCACUUUUUUGUUGUUUCUAAAAACAGGUAUUUUGAACUUUUACCAAAAGAAACUGCUUUAGAAAGGAAACCACAUUUCCUUUUGCAGAUACAUUGAACAUGUUUAUUUAUGUUCACAGACAUAUUGGGCAUAUUUAUUAAUCCAAUAUCUUCUAUAGCCACAGCAUUGCCAGUGUAACCUGGCUUCACAGAAUAAAAUCACCUCAAAAAUUCUGAUUUGGGAAGGGCCAUCCCUAAUGACAUUCUUACUGGUAGCUCACUGAAGACAGACUUAAUCCAGUCUCAUUAGUAUGUUAGAGCUUGAAAGCACCUUACAACAAAAUAAUGUUAAAAUACACACUGGAAAGGACUUCAGGAAUUAUCUAGUCCAAUCCCCCCACUUUUUUUUUUUAACAGAUGCGGAAUUAAAUUUCAGGGAGGCAAAGUAUCUUGUCCACACAUACUAAGUAGCAGAGUUAGAGCCUGAACCCAAUUAUUUGACAGUUUAAUUCAAUAAUCAUUUAACCACCUACUACAUGUAAGGCACUUGCCAGUUUCUGGAGAUAUAAAGACAAAAUGAAAAACUCCCUUUUCCUACUGGGGCAUCUCUCCCUCUCUCCCCCAGAAAUAAAAGCUAUUUGAAGGAAGGGCAAGAUAACUAGUAAGAUCAGGAAAGUCUCUCUUGUUUGUUUUUACAUCACAUUUCUUUACACCCUGAUCUUGACUCGAAUCCAGCAUCUUUUCCAUUACACCAUACUUCCGAGAGGAGAGAAUAUGUUCAAUAAUAAGAAUGUACAUAAUCAAGAGAGUCAUUAACAGUCAGCAGUGAAGGCAAAGAAAGCACAUUUAGAAAAUUAAGGGAUUGGCGAGUUUGGGCCCCACUUCACAAAACGAGAGGGUUUGUGAUGAAAGGUGGGAAGUUUGCAGAGCUUCACAAGGCCGUGUGGGAGAGGUUAGUGGGGCACAGUGAGCCCAGUCCUCCCCACCGGCCUCUCCACGUCUACUUCACUCUUACUUGUCUAAGAGAACAAACGCAAGUUUGUGGGAUUGGUCUCCCAGGUCCUCACCACGGGUUUGCUUGAAGUGCAUUCUUGAAUACACACAAUUGUGUGAAUACACACACACACACACACACACACACACACGCACACGCACCGCAUUCCCUGCGGCUGUGCCAAUUCUGCCUGGUACCCCCUUUUCUUGGGAACAGACCCAAUGUUUCCAAAGAGUCUGGAGUGGAUGACAAUGUGACCCCACUUCCUCUCCUGCAGUUGGCUCUCUUCGUAGCCCGGUUAACUCCUGGAUUGCCCACAGCGGGAGUCCCCCUCGGAUCCUCGGGCAGGCCCACUCCCUCUCUGCACUGAGGCUGGCCUUAAGGACCAGUCCAUCAUGCCUGAAGUCAAAGACCUCUCGGAAGCCCUGCCUGAAAUGCCAAUGGACCCCAUUACAGGAGUCGGAGUGGUCGCUUCCCGGAACCGGGCACCCACAGGCUAUGAUGUAGUUGCACAGACGGCAGAUGGUGUGGACGCUGACCUCUGGAAAGACGGCUUAUUUAAAUCCAAGGUUACCAGAUACCUGUGUUUCACAAGAUCAUUUUCGAAAGAAAAUAGCCAUUUAGGGAAUGUACUGGUGGAUAUGAAGCUCAUCGACAUAAAAGACACGCUACCUGUAGGCUUCAUCCCAAUCCAGGAGACUGUGGACACACAGGAAGUUGCUUUCAGAAAGAAGAGGCUUUGUAUUAAAUUUAUCCCUCGGGAUUCAACUGAGGCAGCAAUCUGUGACAUCAGAAUCAUGGGCCGUACAAAACAGGCACCUCCUCAAUACACCUUUAUAGGGGAACUGAACAAUAUGGGAAUCUGGUAUCGAAUGGGCAGAGUCCCGAGAAAUCAUGAGUCACCCCAACCCACAACUCCUUCCCCGUCGUCAGCUUCAACGCCGGCCCCUAACCUUCCAAGGCAUAUCUCCUUAACGCUUCCUGCUACCUUCAGAGGCAGGAACAGCACGCGAACUGACUAUGAGUACCAGCACUCAAAUUUGUAUGCGAUAUCAGCUAUGGAUGGAGUGCCUUUUAUGAUUUCAGAGAAGUUUUCUUGUGUCCCAGAAAGUAUGCAGCCCAUUGAUCUCUUGGGGAUCACCAUCAAAUCUCUGGCAGAAAUCGAAAAAGAGAGGAGGAAACUGAGGCCCAGAGAGGAGGAGCGACCUGAUGAAAGCGGGAGAGCUGGUCCUCAAACCCAGGUCACGAGACUCCCGCCCUGCCACUCUUCUCACUCCGUUGGCAAGCUUGGGCCCAGGCCCCCCACGGGACAGGCGGUGACCACCUGCAACACAAAUCCCAUGUGGCGACAAAAGGAUGGCGGCUCUUUCCUGCGGGAGCUGGGGGCCCAAAGUGGUGGAGAGGGGAUGGAAGGAGCAGAAGCACAAGAUUUGGAGCUGGCCGACCUGAUUCUACUCAUUCCCCACACUGAUGCUCUGCAUAGCCUAAGGCAAGUCACAUGACCUCCUGGGUCUCAGUUUCCUCAUUUGUAAAAUUCAUUGGUUGAACCAGAUGCCCUCUAAGCUCCCUUCCAGCUCUCCAGCCAUGAGCCUGCGAUUUAAGCAGUUCUUCCACUUCUAACUUUCUAAAUUCUAUGUUCCCAGACUGUCUACCCUCCCAUCCCCUCCAACUCUAACAGUUGGAUCUCUGGGGAUCCUCCCCAGGCACUGAAAGUGGCCUCUGACUGCUUUUCCUUUGCUUCAUGUACUUCCCCCCACACCCCAGUCCCCAACCACUAUUUGUGGUAUUUUACUUAAAAUUCAAAAAAAAAAAAAAGUAGAGCAAGCUUAAGUUGAGCUCACCAUCUAUGGUUGAAAAAAAUUUUUUUUUUGAAGUUUCAGACACUUGUUUGGAGCCAGGCCAAUUCUGUAACUUGAGCUUCUGCCGUCCAUUAUGUGGCUUGGAGGCGAACAUCUUGCUUGCUUGCCUCUCUGUGGAAGAAGCAUAAAUUCCCUCCCUCUCCUGAAGCGAUUGUAAGCAGAUCUUUCAAGACCUCUGGAAAAAAAAAAUCCAAUAUGGCAGUUCUGGGACUUGGGGAAGGGGAAAGGAGAAACUGUGGGCCUCAGAGACAGAAAAAUUUGGCAGCAACUAAUUUUGUUCCCCCAUCAGACCCAAAAAAACCUUGGCAACCCUCCCUCCCGUCAUUGCAGAGGAGGGGGACUAUGGGUGUGGAAUAUUGCAUAUACUGUCAGCGUGGUUGAUGCAUUGGUUGAAUUUGCUGAACUGUAUUUUUUUUUUAAUUUUUUAAUCUUUGUUUCAAGGGAGCACUUACUGCAGAGGAGAGGGUAUAUUUGGAAAUGAAUAUGAUAUGAAAACAAAAAGCAUCAAUUAAAAACUCAUCUAACCUUAAAAACCAUAACAAUAGCCCUGGCGUUCUCUAAGCAAGCUUUCGAGAAUGGAGACAAGAGCUAAUGUUCGUGAGUUCAUAGCCAAAUGGGAGAUUCUGGGAUUCUG
Phascolarctos cinereus (koala) is the source of this 5163-nucleotide messenger RNA. Lineage: Eukaryota; Metazoa; Chordata; Mammalia; Diprotodontia; Phascolarctidae. The record is from RefSeq and is a predicted model, not a curated record.